Molecule: messenger RNA, 1260 nt
Organism: Diospyros lotus (date-plum)
Lineage: Eukaryota; Viridiplantae; Streptophyta; Magnoliopsida; Ericales; Ebenaceae
Exons: 7
Coding region: 249-1046 (265 amino acids)
Source: RefSeq, a predicted model, not a curated record
CUCUCUUCUAUCUACCCCUUUUUCCAUCGGUUGGUUCAUUUAGUCUCUUCUAUUUACCUGGCCCUUCUCUCUCUCACUCUCUCUCUGUAUAUAUAUGCACACAGAGGCAUACACAUCAAUCUAGUUCUUUGCUUGCUGGUUACUGCUCUCUGUAAACUACAUCAACAUAGAUCUUUGCUUGUUCAUUCAAGAAGAGUUGUGGCAUUUCCUCCAUCUCCUACAAUUGGGACGACAAGGUGGUAUCGACGAUGUUGGAUCUUUUGGUUGUAGUGAUUGCGGGGGCUUUUACUUUGUGUGCAGCUGUUAUACAAGGAACAUUGGCCUCCCGUCGCAAGAAGAAAAGUGAUGGAAACUUGGGUUCCCAUGACAACAAGAAAAGUAAUGGCACAGAAGCCAACGGGAAGCAUACAGGAAAUGCUGAAAAAAAAUUAGCGUCACUUAAGGAGACGGCUAAAAAUCUGAGGCAAGAAGGGGAGAGGAUUCGGACGGAACAGCAUGAAGUAGUCAACUCUUAUAGAAGCCAAGUUACAGCACUCAUGCUACUUAGCCUAUUUUAUGGCGUUGCCUCUAUCUAUCUCCAACUAAGUUAUACCGAUGAGGUUAAGAUGACAAUUCUCUCCUUCUUAAACUUCGGGGUUGCCUUUAGGAUGUCAUUGACAAAGCUCCAGAAAAUAUCUAAGUCGACUGGGGGCCUCAGGAGAAGGCUGAAAGAAUUGCAGAGGCAAGUCAAAGAUUUUAAAGAAUUAUUUACAGAGCUUUCGCGUCAGAUGCGUAGGCAAAUUGCGGGGCUGGAGAAAGACAUAGCUGAGGCCAUGGAGCUCUCUAAAUCAAAAGAUAAUCAGGCCGACGAAUCAUCGGUGCUUCUCCCUCUCGCAGCUUGUGCAGUUGCAUGUGCGCGCUGUAUCCCUGGUCUUUCCCUCUCGCAGCUUGUGCAGUUGCUUGUUUUGCUCUGUUCGCUCGCUUCUACACAUCCCACUCUGCUGCUUUCAACCAUUCUGCAAGGCUGUCUAUUAAUGCUAAACCACAGCGGAAAGGACUGGGAUUAAGGGCGCUGCCCUUAGAGGAGGUGAACUAUGAAGCAAUCAAGUCAAGUCCCUGGACACAGUUUUCAGUCUUCUCUGUUUGUUUGUUUUUGUAUUGAGUUCUGCUUUUACAGAAUCUUUUGGAUAUUUUUCAUUAAAAACAAGGAAUGUAACACCUGCUAUGCACGUGCAAGUUAAGAAAUACAAUUGAUAGUUAAUAUUUAAAUUGUUUAGGCAA